Puccinia graminis f. sp. tritici CRL 75-36-700-3 is the source of this 787-nucleotide messenger RNA. RefSeq lists its product as uncharacterized. The transcript is spliced from 3 exons. Lineage: Eukaryota; Fungi; Basidiomycota; Pucciniomycetes; Pucciniales; Pucciniaceae. The record is from RefSeq and is a predicted model, not a curated record. The coding region runs from base 71 to 448 and encodes 125 amino acids.
UCUCUUGCGUCCUACUUGCUAUCUAUCACCCCCGAGUCCAGACCAUCGAAUUCGAUUUUUUAAACUCAUCAUGCAACAGCACUUCAGAUGGAUUGUGAUAUUAUCGCUCAUGGGCGCAGUCGUGGGAGCUGUUCCGGAACCCUCGCCGACGACUUUCAUGUGUCCCCAAAAACGGACCGAGAAAUUUGAUGCGAUUUGUAUGGAGGAUAGCUCUGCAGAGGUAAAAGCGGUCCAUGAUGUUAAGAUCAUGUUACCCACCACCUUGCGUGCUAAAGGACGACACUCCUGUAGCGCAGCAUCAUAUAAAGGGAAGUGUUGCCCGAAGGGUCUCAUCGCGUUGCCGGAUCCUAAGGAUGUUGACUCGGUGAAGUCCACGGUAGCCGCAAAAUGCUCUGAUCCUGCGGCCGAUGUAUCGACCGGGACCCGCAGUGGAACAACUGUGCGGUAGAUAGCUCUCGUGUCCCUCAUUCUGAUUGACUACUAGAUUCAAAGAAGCUCUUCCAAUUUGAGCAAGUUUUAUAUUUCUCUUCUUUCUUCGUUUUUCCUAUAUUUGAUGUAUAAAUGUAUAUAUCUACGCAAAGCGAUCUUGACGAACGACCUCAAUUUGCUUCAUGGUAGUGGAGGGCGAAGGUCCCCCCCUUACAGUUCAUAGAAUACUUGAGCAAUUUUCUCAGCUUGAUGAGCUGGUUGUAAUUAAUAAUCAUGUGGCCUCUUUUUUGAAUGAAUUCUUCAAUCCUUUCCAUCUUGCUAUGAAGCAGUAACAUAAAAUUGUAUCAAAGUAAUGCGG